AUGACCGGUCAACAACAAGAAAGUGAGGCCAGCGCCUCUGGGGCCCCUACUGCGGCCCCUGCCACGGCCGCUGCACCCACUGCUCCUCCUACUUCCACGACUGCUCCUACGGCUUCCACAACGGCUGCUCCCACGGCCGAUCCAUCGACGCCGAUCGCUGCAACAGUGGCAGCCCAGUCUCCUGUGGAGUCCGAGCCUGAGCUCGAACCCGAUGUGCCGGGUCCGAUCGAACCAGACGCAGACGGUGUCUCGAUCGACGGUUACUCCACGACCGAUGACUCGCAGGCCUCGCUCCGCCCCACGAUUCUCGACUACCGCCGUGAGAACGGCCGUACGUACCACCGCCUCAGUGAUGGCAAGUACAUUCUGCCAAACGAUGAUCUGGAGCAGGAGCGCCUCGACAUCGUCAACCAUGUCUGGAUGGUCACUCUCGACAACAGAUUCUGCAUGUGCCCGAAGAACGAGGGCGCUAAGCGCGUCCUGGACCUUGGAACUGGCACAGGAAUAUGGGCCCUCGACUACGCUGACGCGUUCCCUGACGCCGAGGUUAUUGGCGUAGACCUCAGCCCUAUCCAGCCGGGCUAUGUUCCCCCGAACUGCGUUUUUGAGAUUGAUGAUGUUGAGAAGGAGUGGACUUGGACCAAGCCCUUCGACUUCGUCCUCGCGCGAAACAUGAUCGGCUGCUUCUCCGAUUGGGAAGCAGCUAUUGAGCAGGCCUACAACCACCUUGAACCCGGUGGCUGGAUGGAAAUCCAGGAUAGCGAGUGGCCUGCAGUCUGUGACGAUGGAAGCAUGACCGAGGACAUGGCCAUCUACAAGUACACGACAAUGGGCGCCGAGGCGUGUGAGGAGAUCGGUCGCACGAUCAGCAAAACGCACACCUUCGAUAGGCUUAUGAGGGAGGCUGGCUUCGAAGAUGUGGUCAAGAUCCCUCUCAAGUUCCCCAUCUCGCCGUGGCCGAAAGACAGGCGCUUGAAGGAGAUUGGUCUCUGGACGCAAGCAUCGCUUUUGCCUGGUUUGGAGGGCCUGGCACUGGCCAACUUUACUCGCACUUUGGGCUGGACUAGAGAGGAAACGUUGGUUCUGUGCGCGCAGACCAGAAGGGAUAUCCAGGACCCAAAGAUCCAUGCCUACUGGAACGGUUACGUCAUUUAUGGACGCAAGCCUCUGAAGGCGGACAAGAAGGAAGAUGCGUAG
Molecule: messenger RNA, 1197 nt
Organism: Colletotrichum aenigma
Lineage: Eukaryota; Fungi; Ascomycota; Sordariomycetes; Glomerellales; Glomerellaceae
Gene: laeA-11
Product: Secondary metabolism regulator laeA
Exons: 1
Coding region: 1-1197 (398 amino acids)
Molecular function (GO): methyltransferase activity
Source: RefSeq, a predicted model, not a curated record